GAUGCUGCAUACUGAGAUGCAUGAGUGACCCCUGUGAAAAUGUUCUUGCUGAGUGCAGGGAUUAGAGCUGUAUGAACACUGGUUAGAAAAGAAAACUUAAUUUUUUUUAUUGCUGUUAGUAUUUUUUUUGCAAAUCAAAAAUCAUAAACUUUAUUUCAGGUCAAGUGAAAAUGUGUUUCUAUCUCCAGUUUUUUAGCUAUACUUGAACAACCCCACUCCUCACACAGCAGGAAGUGAUACCCACUGAGGCAAGAUGUCAGUCAGAGAGCCUGUCAGAAGAACACUGUGGCCCAUUAGGAGCUCUGGUCUCUAUGCUGUCAGUGGGGUAACUGGGGUUUCCCAGUUAUAGGGGGAUGUCACAGGAGAGGAUAGAGCACUGACUGGUAAAGGGCUCAGUCCAACCUCUAUAAAGCAAAUUCUUCUCCCUGAAAGGACUGUUGCUUGCUCAGCUGUGAUGGAAAUUUUCGCUGACAAGCCCUGCCAAUCAGAGAUUGUUGGCCAAUCGCUAAUACCUGGGGGUGGGGACUAGCUGCAGAGUGUAAGUUGCCUAGAGGCUGGCAAGAGCAUCUCUCAGUGUACAGUAGUUGCUGUCUCAACCAGAGCACAGCAGCACUGUUCACAGCAGACAGAGAAACCUUCCUUUCUAAAGGAGGGGUCCUCUUAGCUGUUCACUGGUUCUGGUCCUCUCAGUCUCUGUGGCAGAAUAACAUUAAGAUCCUUUUGGAGAAGAUGAUGGCAUGUGCGGAGAUCCUGACUAUGUGCUUGCUGUCUGCCAAGCACACUCACAGCCCUAACUCCAUGCAGACCCCUCAGCGUUAUGGCAAGGGACUACCCAUCUUCCAUGAUAUUUUUCGACGUGCUGACAAGAAUGAUGAUGGAAAGCUGUCAUUUGAAGAGUUUAAGAACUAUUUUGCUGAUGGAAUCCUAAGUUCUGAGGAGCUGUGGGAGUUAUUCAGUGGAAUUGACAGGCAUCAUUCAGACAAUUUAGAAACGGAGAAGUUGUGUGAUUAUUUCUCAACAUACCUUGGAGAAUACAGGAAUGUGCUUUCUGCUUUGGAAACACUGAACACAGCUGUCCUCGCGGCUAUGGAUAAAACCAAACUGGAGUAUGAGAGGUCCUCAAAGAUGGAGCAGUUUGUGAGCCGCUUCCUGCUGCGGGAGACCAUGAACCAGCUACAGUCCUUACAAACCUCGCUGGAGUGUGCUUCGGACACUAUUGAAGAGCAGGCUGGGAGAGAGAGGAAAGAUUUGAAGAAAUCUGAAACCUCAGUUGGCUUGAGAUCCACAAGAAGAUGUAGGCGCAGAACUCACAAGAAUGUCUGCCUGUCUCCAAAAGAUCCCUAUUCUGGGAUGCUGACUACAGGUGUUUGUGUAGAAGCUGACAGCCAAUGGAUGGCUCAGAUUAACAGGCUACAGCAGCUCAUCAACAAAUUGGAAUGCAAGAGCCCAAGACUGGAGCCUCUAAAGGAAGAAGUUGCUUGCAAAGGGAGAGAUGCUCAGCACAUCCUGGUGUCUCAGAGACAAAUCUCAGUGACAAAGAAUGGCUUAGAUGAAUUCCACCAGGCACUCAAAUCAUACACAGAGUUCACAGCUGGACAGAGCAGCUGCUUACACAUGUCCACCCACAAGCUGACAAGUGAGGCCUCCUUCAUCUUCUAUGAAUUCUGGCAAGAUGUGACUUCAUGGAGAAGCCACCUGCAGUCCAAAUACAGCAAGACUUUCCAGCGGGCCAUCACUGACUUGCUGGAGUCUCCAGAGCUCAUGACUACCAUGCUCUUCCCAGCCUCCUGGUGGAUCAUGAACAAUAACUGAUCCUCUGCUGAUGUCCCUGGAACCGUAGGAUAAGGAGUCUUCAUCACAGACACCCUGGCUCCCUCUUCCCCAGAAUGUCUUUAGUCUCCCCUUUCACCAUCUGCUGUACAGUGCUGUAUGCUCCACCUGGCUGCAGCCUGAUGGUUGGCAGCUCAGUCUGGCAUUUCCUGGCUGCUCUGGGCUUUCAUUUCUCCAUCCUUACAGUGCGAUUUUUUCCAGAUGAUGUCAUCGCCAGCAAAUCAGCCUUUCCCAGUGUGAAACCCAACCUCCAAAUAUACAGUCAUCGAGGAAGGCAAUCCAUGGCUACAUAAUUGCAUAAAGUACCAGUGACAAAGAUACUUGACAUAAAGCUGCCUCUAGAACCAGUGCAGAGUGAAGAUUUGCAGGGAGGCAGAAUGCCAGUAGGCCUGAAUAGGUGGGAGUAGGCAUGCUACAGAGAUAACAGACUGAACCUGACCUGGUAUGGAAAAGAGAAGGCCAAGAGGGAGAGCUAUGCAUUGUCCUCAAAGAGCCCCUUGGUGGUGAAUUCAUGGCAAGGCCACAAGGGAUGCUGGGUAAAGCCAUGCCCAGCUCUUCCUUGCCAGGAAGGCAAGAUGGGUCCUUUGAGGAUGGAGGUGGAAUGUGAAAUGGAGUGAUUCUUUGCUCUGAAAGAGGCUAGCAGAUUGAUGGAGUGCUCAAACCACUGGUGAUAAGUGUGAGAUGGAAACAUCCAAAUCCCUGUAAAUGGCCCCAAACCAUGUCUAAAUGAGCUUAGCAAAGAUGCUGCUUAGCUUUUGCAGUUCCCUACUUACUGAUGACAAUAUAUUAGGCAAAGUGAGAAGGAGAACGCAGUGCACCCACAUCCAGAAACUGUACUGUUAUUAGGCCCCAGCUCAAGUCUGGGUUCAUGCCCGGUAUGCAAAGGCCAAUAAAGAUACCAGGGGUGAAAGUAUAAAAAAGAUUUAUUGCUAGCAAUAAAAGGUGCAAGCGGAAUAAUUUCACAAGACAAGCACACACAUAUUCAAUACUGAGCCCCUUAUAUACAAGAGGUUGAAUCUUCAUAAGCAUCCUUGUUUGCUAAUUGGUUAUAAAGGAGUGACGCAAGGAGUUCUUUACUGAGCAUGUCUCUAUACCUGUGUUUUAGCUAUGUAUCUCAUUAACAUACAUAUAUGUUUCAUUAGCAUAUAUCUUCCCCGCCUAGGGGGUGUGAUUUUUAGUAUUAUAAUGAGCUCUUUGUUCCAGUAA
Molecule: messenger RNA, 3036 nt
Organism: Alligator mississippiensis (American alligator)
Lineage: Eukaryota; Metazoa; Chordata; Crocodylia; Alligatoridae
Gene: NECAB3
Product: N-terminal EF-hand calcium binding protein 3
Exons: 13
Coding region: 730-1812 (360 amino acids)
Biological process (GO): regulation of amyloid precursor protein biosynthetic process
Cellular component (GO): endoplasmic reticulum; Golgi cis cisterna; cytoplasm
Molecular function (GO): calcium ion binding
Source: RefSeq, a predicted model, not a curated record